UGUCUAUGUUUGGAGUUUGGUUUCCCGGUUAGUGUUUUGUCAGACUCUGGAUGUGCUGGUGGUUGGAGGGGAAACCGGCUGGACCAUGUCGGCCUUCGAGAAGCCUCAGAUCAUCGCCCAUAUCCAGAAGGGCCUCAACUACACGGUAUUUGACUGUAAAUGGGUGCCCUGCAGCGCCAAAUUUGUGACCAUGGGCAACUUCGCCCGGGGCACCGGCGUCAUCCAACUGUACGAGAUCCAGCACGGAGACCUAAAGCUGCUUCGGGAGAUUGAAAAGGCCAAACCCAUUAAAUGUGGAACAUUUGGUGCAACAUCUUUACAGCAGAGAUAUUUAGCUACUGGAGAUUUUGCUGGAAACCUUCAUAUAUGGAAUUUGGAAGCUCCAGAGAUCCCAGUAUAUUCCGUAAAGGGCCAUAAGGAAAUUAUAAAUACCAUAGAUGGUGUAGGUGGACUGGGAAUUGGGGAAGGCGCACCAGAAAUUGUGACUGGCAGCCGAGAUGGAACUGUGAAGGUGUGGGACCCAAGACAAAAAGAUGAUCCUGUUGCUAAUAUGGAACCUGUACAAGGAGAAAACAAGAGAGACUGUUGGACUGUGGCAUUCGGCAAUGCUUAUAAUCAAGAGGAACGUGUUGUUUGUGCUGGCUAUGAUAAUGGGGAUAUCAAACUGUUUGAUCUCAGAAAUAUGUCGUUGCGGUGGGAGACAAACAUAAAAAAUGGGGUAUGUAGCUUGGAGUUUGACAGAAAAGACAUAAGUAUGAAUAAGUUAGUAGCUACAUCACUAGAAGGAAAGUUUCAUGUUUUUGAUAUGAGAACACAGCAUCCAACGAAAGGUUUUGCUUCUGUUUCAGAGAAGGCUCAUAAAUCAACUGUGUGGCAGGUCCGACACCUGCCACAGAACAGAGAGCUCUUUCUGACAGCUGGAGGUGCCGGCAGCCUUCACCUCUGGAAGUACCCAGUCUGCACUCCCCAUUAGGCUCUGCCUGUGUCCUUAGCUAAGCCAUGCAGCAGCGCGUCACUAUUCUGCCUGGGAACCAAACUCCUUAGGCUGCUUCUUUGAAGAACUGGUUCCCGUUUCUUUGUAAUCCACGUAUGGAGUUGUAUUCCAUGUGAUGUGCAAACACAUUUACAGCUAGAAUGUUUGAUGAUUGGCGACUUGUGUGUAAUUAGAAAUUGGAAGUUUAUCUCAGUAUGAACUUUAAUCCUUACCAGAACAGAUAUCUAGUAUAAUCUUCAAACUGGUUUGGAGAUUUGCUGUCGGCGUAUUACCAGCAAAAGAGAUUUGGUUUAAGUAAAAUGAUACUUAGCUUUUUUUCCAUUUGCCAGUCUCCCUUGGUAGUAGUGCAGUUAAAUUCUGUUACUGAGCACACGAGAGUUCCUAGAACAUCUUAUCUAGUUAAUUCAGAAAGUGUUUUUUGAAUGAAUGGACCCCAACAAGCUGAUUUUUUUGUGUGUAUAUUUGAAACACACACACACACAAACACCCAUAUAUUCUCUUUAUUGGUAUAAAACAACAUUAGAAAGAUUCUUUAAGUAGUUAUCAGUUGUAGUAAUCAACAUAGAAGUAAAAAUAGAGCUACUGGUCUAUAUGCUUGUAAACACAGUGUGGAGAAUGCUAAGAUUUCUCUCCUUACUACUCUGGCCUUGUUCGCAGUGAAUACCCUAUUCAGCGGUCAAAGAAAGAUUCUGAGGGAGUAGAGAUGGGAGUUGCGGGCUCCGUCAGCCUUCUGCAGAAUGUCACCUUGUCUACUCAGCCCAUUUCCAGUUUGGACUGGAGUCCAGAUAAAAGGGGCCUCUGCAUCUGUAGUUCAUUUGAUCAAAUGGUAAGAGUAUUGAUUAUUACAAAACUCCAUAAAAUUUGAUCUGAAGACUUAGGACUUGAAACCUUCCAGAGGAACACUCCUAGUAUUU
Messenger RNA from Enhydra lutris kenyoni (northern sea otter), 1908 nucleotides. It is a transcript of the gene DNAAF10, whose product is annotated as WD repeat domain 92. The transcript has 8 exons. The record is from RefSeq and is a predicted model, not a curated record. NCBI's taxonomy places the organism in Eukaryota, Metazoa, Chordata, Mammalia, Carnivora, Mustelidae. Gene Ontology annotation, molecular function: ubiquitin binding. The coding region runs from base 86 to 973 and encodes 295 amino acids.